Molecule: messenger RNA, 1116 nt
Organism: Globicephala melas (long-finned pilot whale)
Lineage: Eukaryota; Metazoa; Chordata; Mammalia; Artiodactyla; Delphinidae
Gene: SMIM44
Product: small integral membrane protein 44
Source: RefSeq, a predicted model, not a curated record
AUCAUUAUUGCCCACCUGGAGCAGCUCAAUCCCUCCUCCCCAUCCCUGGCUCCCAUCCUCAGCCCAUAGUCUGUCUUCCCCAGAGAAGCCACCGGAGGGCGCCCGUGAGCACCUGAGUCAGGUCCCGUCUAACAAGCCCAGGAAGGUCCUGCCCCAGGGCCUUUGCACCGAAUGUUUCCUCUGCCUGGAAAGCUCUUGCUUUUGGUACUCCCAUGCCCGGUUCCCUUCCUUCUCUGGGUCUCUGCUGAAAUGUCAUCUGAACAUGGCCUUGGCUGCUCUAUUGUGAGAGGCUGCUCUAUUAGACCAUGGUCUCCCCCCACAGUACCCUCAAACCACUCUUUGCUUUUUAACACGAUAUAUCAUUUACUCUGAGGUUAUGCAUUUCUCAGAGUCUAUCUCUCCAUCUUGAACGUCAGCUCCACGAGAGCAGGGAUUUUCCCAGAAGCGGGGACAUCCUGUGCAAAGGCCCUGAGAUGGGGAUGGACGUGCAGGGUAGCACCUGGCGUGGUUGGAGCUGAGCGAGGGAGGGGGGCCAGUGGGCGGAAGUGAUUUGCAACGUGAUCCAUGCAGGCAGAUGGAGGCCGUGGGGGAGCCCCAAAUCCUCUUACCCAAAAGCUCCUUAAUAUUUCCGCCUGGCGGGUCACCACCGGGCUGCCCCUGCUCCAGGUGGCUGCCAUGCCAGCGCUGGCACUCGAGGAGGGGAUGGAGGGCUGGAGCCCGGCCUCGCCACUCUACGAGGAGUACCGCCCACCGCCGCUGGACACCAUCCGCCUCCCCAGGUACGCGCUGUACCUGCUUCUGGCUGCGUUCGUGGUGGUGGCCAUAGCCUACGCCAUUGUCGGGCAUCUCAUCAAGGACCUCGCCCACGACCUGGCCGACUGGGCAUUCGGCCCGAAGCCGGACCAGGAGGAUGGCCCCCGGGAGCUGCCCGAGAGCCCCGAGGACGAAAAUCUGGAGGAGCUGGACCUGCAGCUGGCGCUGGCCUGGCGGGUUGACGAGGACGCCGCUCAGGGUGGCGAGGGGGCCCCCGCAGAAGCCCCAGCCCGGCCCUGCCACCGCCCCUCCAUCGCCUUCAAAGACCCACCAGCCCGAAGCUCCUUCUGGAAGCUGGGCUGA